AAAAAUACAAAAUGUUGAAUUAUUGUGUUGCUAAAAUACAGAUUUAUAGAGAUUACAAAAGUUGCAGAAUGCAAUAAAUGAUCAUCUCAACUUAAAUUUUGACCAUACUCUUUUUCUUGUCCCUAUUUACUAUAUUCAGACAAAGAACAAUUAAAAAAUAAGUAGGUAUAACACUUCCGAUCAUAUUAGCAUGAUAACUCACACCAUUGUUCUGAAUAAAUCAACCUGAUAAAGAAUGACAUCUGUUUAUACUCGUAUAGGCCUUUUCACGCGUAUACGUGGUUGACUCUGAGAGUGAAAGAGAUGAACUGUCCUACUAGGUUAGGUAGUUUGUAUUGCCUAAAGGCACGAUAGCUUGUUUGUUUUCAUUUAGUACUUAGGUAGUCUAGUCGGUUAUGCGGUACCCGACCACAAUAAAGCACAUUACUGCAGUGUUCUGAUUAACAUUUCCUAUAACGAGCAUAUUGGUGUAUGGGAUAUUUAAUUUAUUCAUUUAAACGCCAAUUUUCAGAACUACUAAUCUGACAAGUAGUAUUGAUUUUACCUAGAACUAUGUUGUGACUAACUUGACAUAAAGAGUUGGUAGGACGACGUUCUGAUAAAAACUUGAAAGUGAUGAUAUGCGUGAAUUGUGUAAGAAUGGAUUAUGGUGUAGAAGAAGGCAAAAUUCCAAGAGAUUUUAUUGAAUACGACUUCGCUGAAGAUGCUUUGGAUUUUGAGGCCCAACUUGCGGAGGCUCAAGAAGUGAAGUUUACACACACCUUGACAGAACCUCUGAGCAUAGGAUCCCACAUCAUUUGUACGGGAACGCCCAGCAACGAUUUACCAUGGUUUGCUGUAAACAUAGGAUUCGGCGACGCGGAUUCAGGGCGAGGCGAUAUCGCAGUACAUUUCAACGUUCGACAGCCACAGUGUUAUGUGGUGAGAAAUACCAGACGUCAUAACAAGUGGGGUCAAGAGGAGACCACUGCAUUUAGAUUGUUUCCAUUUAAAGCGGAUCGUCCAUUUACGAUAGAAAUAGUUGUUGAUGAGAAGGAGACGUUAUGGGCAGUUGAUGGUGUGCAGUAUUGCAGUUAUACCCAUAGGAUCCCGAACCUGUUCACUGCUGAAUGGGUGCAAGUGACUGGCAUUCGAGAUGCCUCACUUAAAGUGCAGAAGACUGAGAUAUUCCCGAUUUUAGCACCGAACCCAGUAGAAGUCCCAUACCGGGGAAGUUUAGAUUUACCCCCAGAAGAUACAGAGCCGGUUUGGCAAGCGAAUUGUAUCGCAUCAUUAUCAAAUGGCAUUCCAGAGGGACAGCAGCUGGUUAUUUAUGGAAGACUCCGGCCACUCCUGCAUUCCUUCGCGAUAGACUUAAUGGACAGUGCCCGGGAGUGGCCGCGGCCCAACGUGCUGGCUCACGUGAACGUGCGCGCGUACGUGGAGUCGCAGCGGGAGAGGCAGCUCGUCGUGCUCAACGCCUGGCUCGGGGACUGGGGGCCCGAGAGGCGGCAGCGGACUGCCAAGCUUGUGCCUGGGACUAAGACACAACUGCGAAUUAUAAGAGGAUCGGGUGAAUGGGCGAUAUACGCAGACGACAUUCUGAUCGGAGAGUUGGAGUACAGAGCCGCGGCCAACGGCGUACGGGCAGUGCGCAUACGUGGCGACAUCUACCCUGAACAAAUGUAUCUGUGUCCUGCCAGCAGUUCGCCUGUUAGAGACAGCUAGAAACUCAUUUAUGUGACAAAUCAAACUCACAAAACACUACUUUAAACUAGACACGUGAAAUAUUUAAAAAAGCGGGAAUAGUUUCACACUCUGUGGCAGCCAAGUUGAAACUAGUCAAACUAUGUGAAAAAUGCCCGGCUAUGUUGUGGUUAAGAGAUUAACUAAAGAUGUACCACACCUUUCAAGGCUGCGGAAUUUGAAAUGUUGUGAAAUGCGGCAGUAGUUCUUCUAGUUUCGCACUCUACUUGUUCAUACGAAACUAGACAGUCUACGAUCAUACUGCGUGAGAAUUCGGAGGUGUAUAGUGUCUUAAAAGUUUUAAAUACUUAUUCAUUGCUAGUUCUGCUAAACUUAUAGUUACAGAAUACAGUAUGUUUACUGUUAUAGCUAUUCCCAGUGCAUUUAAAAUCUGACAGAAGAUUAUUAAAAACUUUCUUUUGAAUUUGUAGGUAGGUUAAAGCCGCUGGUGCGUAUUGCAAAGAUUUUGAAUAAAAGGAGCAGAUAGGUAUGAAGCUUAAGUGUUAAACGCUUGCUUUCCUAUUGACAUGCUACUUUUAAAUGCAAGAUCAAUCUUAAUUAAUCUAAGUCAAUUAUUUUGUCAGUAUUUUUUGACAUUAGGACAGUUUUGCUGUGCAUCUCAUUUAACCAAAGUGAAUAGGGAUAGUAAUACGUGUGGUAAUAUUGGAGUGCCAAUUUAUUUGUUUUCCAAAAACCUUUUUUAUGUUUGUCAAAAACUGACACGAUGGUUUUUGAGCUUACUAAAUCUUUUUCUUGUUCCUGAUGUGAAAUACCUGAAAAUUUCUGACUAUGUGCAAGACGCGAUUUUAAAACAUAAUUGUUGUAGUAUUGUUGCUAGCUAGUCUUAAAAGUUUAGGCACCUAACUGGCCUCGAGGCAGUAUAGCAUUGUUGUCUAACUGUUUCUAGAUAUGGUCAAUUGUGAGAUCCAUAAAGAUCCUUGUUGGUGAAACGUCCAAAAUUAUUGAAGUAUUUUGAUGUGCACUUGUAAGUUAGCAUUUAUAUAAGAAUUAAGAUACUGUGAGAUCUGCUGGACAGUGUAAUCUUUUUCUUAGAUAAGUUCAGAGUUUUUAUUUAUAUACAAAGGAAAAUAAUUUUAUAUUUUAAUUUACAUAUUUUAGUUCUGUAGGAAGCUACGUAUUUUGUCUUGCUUGUAUAUUACAUCACUUAAUCCAUCUUUGAAGCUUGGCCAUAAGUUACCAAAAAUGGCCUGUGUUCUAGGAAUAUAGAUAUGUUUUGACAUAAUAAAGUUACAACGUGUAUAUGGUUAUAACGGCCUACUUUUUCCGUAAAAUUAUAUGAAAGUGUUAACCUAAACAA
This is a messenger RNA of Trichoplusia ni (cabbage looper), 3043 nucleotides long. Its product is annotated as galectin-8-like. The record is from RefSeq and is a predicted model, not a curated record. The coding region runs from base 616 to 1707 and encodes 363 amino acids. Gene Ontology annotation, molecular function: galactoside binding; carbohydrate binding. NCBI's taxonomy places the organism in Eukaryota, Metazoa, Arthropoda, Insecta, Lepidoptera, Noctuidae. The transcript is spliced from 7 exons.